CUUCAGAAACGCAGCCAUUUUACUAGGACGAGUCUAAAUACCACACUACACUUUCAUUAUACGAAUGAUGACAAUGGGGACGCAAAUAGGAUAAUAAAUAGGAAAACUAGUGAUGAGAGAAUAAAAAAGUAUUUACUUCAGUACCGUAAUAUGUGUUAUCCCUCCAGAUGUUCCACCUGACAAUUUCAACGCCAGCUGUCGCACAGCUGCCGAACUAUCGGUGACGCCAAUUGGUUUUCCAGCCCGAGCUGCAUCACAAUUUUCUCCUAAGACAACUCAUACCCACGAAUUGAAAACAGAAAUUUACAACCAGCUAUGUCAUUCGAAAAUGCUAAGGUUCUGUCUACAGAACUGCUCGCCAAUCGCGAUGCUGUGUGGACCAAAAUGGUGAAGCUGACUUAUACUGAUCCGAAGAAUCAGAAGCGAACAUGGGAAUCGGCUGAGCGAACAACAAGGCCUAAAAACAGCGAUAUUGAUGGUGUAGGAAUUGUAGCCAUCCUCGAGAAGCCAACAGGCCCCGAGAUUAUCCUCCAAAAACAGUAUCGAGCACCGAUCGAUAGAAUUACGAUCGAAGUUCCAGCGGGCCUUAUCGACGAGGGUGAAACAGUCGAAGAAGCAGCCAUCCGGGAAUUGAAGGAAGAGACAGGUUAUGUGGCCAAGGCCGCUAUAACUUCGCCGAUGAUGUUUAACGACCCGGGAUUCUGUAACACCAACUUGCGAAUGGUUCAUGUUACUGUUGAUAUGAGCUUGCCUGAAAACCAGAAUCUCCAACCCGAAUUAGAAGAAGACGAGUUCAUUGAGGUUUUCCUUGUUCCGCUCACAAACCUCUAUGACGAAUGCAAGAGGCUCGAAUCAGAGGGUUGCGCAAUCGACGCUCGGGUAGGCACGUUCGCCGAAGGCAUCGAAUGUGCCAAGCGAUUCAAGCUAUAAGUUUCGCAACUACCGGGUCUCUAGAUUCAUCGCGACCCAUGCGCUCUUACGGCCUCAGAUGGAUUGGUGGCCAUUCCCGGCACCCCUUCCAUUGUAUACCCCACAUAGACUUCCAAAUACCCCGUCUCAUAGAUUGCGCUUAAUAGGGGACAUUCUACAAGAGUAAUGAUAGAAAAUUUCUCAUUCUACAAUAAAUAGAAUAAUUAAUUGAAAUCAAUCGACAACAAA
Hypoxylon trugodes is the source of this 1158-nucleotide messenger RNA. Its product is annotated as MutT/nudix family protein. Gene Ontology annotation, cellular component: cytosol; nucleus. The transcript is spliced from 5 exons. Gene Ontology annotation, molecular function: ADP-ribose diphosphatase activity. Lineage: Eukaryota; Fungi; Ascomycota; Sordariomycetes; Xylariales; Hypoxylaceae. The record is from RefSeq and is a predicted model, not a curated record. Gene Ontology annotation, biological process: ribose phosphate metabolic process; nucleoside phosphate metabolic process. Bases 316 to 930 code for a protein of 204 amino acids.